Pedinophyceae sp. YPF-701 is the source of this 3753-nucleotide messenger RNA. Lineage: Eukaryota; Viridiplantae; Chlorophyta; Pedinophyceae. The record is from the annotation of a GenBank genome assembly.
AUGGCCGCCGCGAGCGUGUUCGCGGCGAUUUCCACCGCGUCGGACGUCGCGGGGAUCGAGAAGCUCUACGGCGGCGACGGGGUGGAAGAGCGGCCGUCGAGCGUCGCCCGGCUGGUUGAGACCUCACAGUUGUGCGUGACUGCAUUCAAUGCGGCCGAUCUGUCCGUGGUCGGUUUCUUGUCGCUCGGGCACUACCCGGACGAGGAGCCGGAGGAGACUGAAGAGGGUGAGGAAUCGCGGCUCCAACGCUCCGAAUGGGCGGUCGCAGAGGCCCAGACGAUGGGCCACGUGUCUCCGGACAUCCUCUGGGUGAAGGCGCUCCAGCUGUCCCACGACAGCCAGGGCGUCGUGCACGCCAUGCUCUCGAAGUGCUUCACCCUCGCGCGGUCCCUCACGACCAUCGGCUGGGUCGCUCAGACGGUGGGGCGCGUAGGCAAGCCGAGCGUCCCGCCCAUCGUCCCCAAGGCCAUCUCCUCGCACCUCAGCCUCGCCGCACGCUCCGACGAAGUCGGCGCGCUCCUCUACACCUGCCACCGCGACGAUGUCAUCCCGAAGAUCCGCGUGCGCUUCGCGGAGGAGCGGGACUUCGACGACCUGCUGCCGCUGAUCCACUGCACGCUGGUGACGUCGCCGGCGCUGGCGCAGCUGCCGACGGCGGACGACGCGGCGGCGCUCGGCGAGACGACCGCGCUGGGCGACACCACGCGCACGACGGCCACGCAGCCGCCGGGCCCGCCGUCCGAGGCCGACGCGCUCGCGCGGCUGAUCGCCACGCAGGAUGCGCACUCCAAGGUCCUGGUCGCGGAGUGCGAGCGGCGGCGCGGGAAGCCCGGGGCCGUGCCGCGGGCGCGGCCGGCGAGCAACGCGAAUCCGGGCCGCAGCGCCGACGGCCCGAUGAUUGUGGGGAUGGUGGCGUUGUCGGACGACAUCGACGUAGCGGUCCUGCAGGAGUCGUUCGAGCUGGACACGUACGACUGGCUGCUGGACGCGGACGCGUACGACGACGUGAUGGAGCGGGCGCGGGGCAUGGUGGCGAAGCGGGCGGACCUCCUGGGGGACUCGGACGAGGAGGGGGGGAGUGAGAAGGACCUGGCGGGGGGGGAGUCCGCGGAGCAGCUCGCGAAGGCGCGAGUGGCGCGCGUCAUGGGUAGCGCGGCAGAGACGGACCCCUCCUCGUUCAUCAAGCCUAUCCGCGAGGACGGCGAAACCGCCCGCGUCGCGGCGGCACUGGAAGUCCUCGACCCGUCCUCGGGCAUCCUCGCCGAGGGCGACAUCCCGCCGCACAAGGCCUUCGCGGUCACGAUGCUCUGUGUGCUGCCGGGGUGGGAGCACGUCGGCCGCGCGCUCGCCGCGGGCGCCUUCAAGGCGUACGACGCGCUGGAGCACGCAGUCCUGACGCUGCCGUUCGGCACCGUCGAGCCGUUCGCGCUCGAGGCGUUCACGCGCGUGCCGCUGCGCGCGGGGAUGCAGUUCCCGGAGGUGCUGUACAUCUGUUCGCGCCCCGCGGUGACGUUCGACGUGUCGGUGCGCUUGGCCGAGGACGUGGACUUGCCGGCCAUCGAGCGGCUCACGGAGGGGCUGGACAACCGCGACGACCUGGUCGCGCACGUCGCGGAGAGCAUGCGGGACUCGGAGCGCGCGGGGAGCUGCAUGGUGGGCACGGCGAACGGCGAGGUGGUGGCGGUGGUGACGGUGGAGCAGGCGCUGCAGCUCGAGGCGCUCUGCGAGCGCUACAAGCUCCGGAAGCUCGUGGACGUGUCCGUGCACCGCCCCGAGGGCCACGCCGAGAUCGACGUCCUCGUCGUCAACCCUCUGUUCUUGUCGCACAGUCGACAGAUCAUGAGCGAGGUCAUGCGGCUGACGGGCACGACCUGCCUGUACUACGCGAUGGCGCUCGGCGAGGUCCCCGUCGACGUGCUCUGCGAGCUCCACCAGGUCCUCGUGCGCGGCGACAUCAGCUCCGAGGAGCGCGCACCCAGGGAGCACGAGGCCGCCCCCGGCGACGGCGGAGCGGACCCGGACGUGAUCCUCGAGGACUCCGAGGAGAUGCGGGAGGAGAGCUCGGAGGACGACGACGUCGGGUUCUCGCUCUACGCGCUCCCAGCGAAGUACAUCCACCACCGCCGCGUGCCCGUGAACAGCCGCGUGGUGGUCGUCGGGGCGUCCGAGACGGGCCUCGCGGCGGUGGAAUCGCUCCUGUGCCACCGCGACUUCCUCUUCGGGCACAUCACCGUGAUCAACCCCGGCGGCAUGCCCACCCCGGCGACCGAGGCGGGGCGGCGCGUCGGGCGCAUCGGCAUGGUAGGCGUGGCGACGCUGCUCGACGCGACGGUCGUCGGGAUCGACCGCGAGACGCGCACCGUCGCGCUGUCGGACGGCGGCGAGGUCGCGUACGACCUCCUCGUGCUCACGCCGGGCGUGCAGGACCAGACGCUGGCGCGCCUGGACAUUGCCGGCGACGACCGCCCGCCGGUGAUCACGGGCAUCGAGCUGUCGAUCGGCCUCACGGAGACGGUCGCGCAGGAGCUCGCGCUGUCGACGCAGGCGGGCCUGCCCGUCGUGGUCUUCGGGUCCAGCACCGCCGCGUACGACGCCAUGCAGCUCCUGAUGGGCAUGGGCGUGCCCGUGAACGGCCUCCUGCACGUCACGAGCACGAACAAGGGGCUGCCGUCGGUGAUCGACGAGAGCGCGGAGGCCGCGGGGAUGCGCACGUUCCGCGGCGUCCGGCGCAAGACGGCGCAAGACCACCACCUGUACGUCAUCGGGCGUGUGGAGGAGUACAGCGUGGACUCCGUGUCGGUGCGGCUCGCGGAGGUCGACGUGCGCACCGGGCAGGCCGUGCACCACGAGACGCUCGAGUGCCGCCUGCUCGUGUGUUGCGACAAGCCCGAGGUGGACCUGGACAUGGUGCACGCGGCGGAGGUGGCGGGGCUCGUGUUCGACGGGCGGAUCGUGGUGGACGGGAGCUUCCGGACGAACGACCCCGCGAUCUACGCGGCCGGGCCCGCGGCCAAGUUCUCGCAGCGGUACGGUGGGGGACUGAUGAUGCAGAACUAUCACCCGGGGGAGAUCGGGCAGCUGGUGGCCGAGGCGAUCGGGAAGCACUUCCAGAAGGCCGUGCACGCGCCGUACGCGGCGCUCUCGGACGCCGGCGACGCCCCGAACGCGGCCGUCACCGUCGCGGAGCCCGCGCCGGACCACCUGCCCAUCAUGGUGCACUGCCGCGCCGUGCGCUGCGUGCUCCCAGGCAACAUGAUGUUCCUGUACUCCGGCGUCCCGGAGGCCAUGGCCCUGAUCGACCUGCACCACCCCAAGGGCGGGUUCAGCCUGGAACGGUACGCCGAAGAGGGGGAGCACUUUCUGCGGGUGAACUUGGACGCCGAGCUGCGGGUGCACAGCCUGGCGUACCUCGGGCCGCGGACGAAGCAGGCCGAGAUGCUGCGGCGCCUCGCGGGCCUCCCGACGUCGUACCUGGGCGACCUGUUCGACCGGUACGCCGCCGGGGGUGUUUCGGACCUCCUGGCCGAGCUGACUCAGCCGUGGAUGUCCGCGCUGUACCACGACGAGUUCGCGGACCUGCGCCGGCGCCUCGUCGAGGCCAGCGCGCUGCCGCUUUGGGCGGGCACGGUCGAUGCUGCGAUGAGUGGACCGGAGCGGAAGGCACACGAGAGCAAGGGCCGGCUGCGGGCGAUCCAGGCGUGCGCGGCGUUCCUGCGCUCGCAGGCGACGGAGCUGCCAGAGUACGAGUUCUGA